AUGUUUAGGAUUGCACAUGUGCAUACAUGUCGGCAACUAACGAUCGAGACACAAGGAUGCUCGGAACACGUCUGGCUUCAUGAUCAGCUGCUGUGUGCAGUACAUGCGUGCACAUAUUGUGAAAGUGAUUCGGCACCCAUACCGCAGGAAGCCCAGCAGCCUCCGCCGAAUCAGAAGCCUGCGCCGGAUCAGAAGCCAGCGCCCUCUGAGCCUGCGGCGCAGAAGCUAGCUCCAGAAGCUCAGGUUCUUAAGAGCCCUAGUGCCCGAGGCUCCAAGCGCCAGCACGAGACACCAACGAAAACCCCGAAACCGGCCACGGCUGAGACUGCUGAUGCCGAAGACCCCGCUUCGGAUGAUGAAGCCCCGAAAGUGCUAAACUUUAGCGACCUUAGCAAGCUUGAGAAGGAGAAGGUGAGGCGGAUUGUCACCCCAAAACGGGGUUCGGGGAAACUGGAAGUGCCAGACAACAUCUUCGAGAUGUGGAAAGACGCCGGGAAGGGCCGGGACAAUUUGUUCCGCAUGUGGGCAAAGGCUGGAGGUGUCAAGGCCGUCUUCAUGGAAUCCGUCCUGAUCCUGAAUCGUACGACCAGAAGCAAGAAGCUCGAAGUGAAAGGCGGCUUCUACAGUAAAGAAGACAUGAAAAGCGAGUUGGGCUACUCGCAGUCCCGCGUCGAGAAAAUCGUGGCCUGGGCCGAGAAGAAAGGACUGCUGCGAACCUGUGAGUACGAUGAUGAGACAAUCGAGUAUUGGGUCAAUACGAGAACAUCUGGAACCCUGACAAAAGAAGACAUGGAGAUGCUGGAGCACGAGAAGCGGUACUCGGGCGAAGGCGGCACCGACUUGAACUUCAAGCCGGGGGUUCACCUUGAUGGUUUCUCUUUCUCUGAUGAUGACGACAUGAUUCACAACAACACGAAGGAUCUUGUUGCUUCGCAAAUGAAAGAGUACAUGAAGGCCGUGCUGAAGGGCAAGAACUCCCUGGAGGCUUUCACGGACAAGGAAUAUGAGAAUCUCUAUGAAGAGAUGGCCGAGGCCAAGGCUGAAGGGGGUGCAGGCAGCUAUGACAAUCCGAACGUCAGCGAGCAAGUCCUUCUCAUCGCUGUCAGAUAUGGAAAGGGUGCUGGGGCCCCAGCAGAGCCAAGUGAUAACGAUGAGAUGCAGCAAUACCAGUCGGAUCUCGACAUGAGCAUGGAUACUCAAACUUCGCCGGCUUCUGCAAGCACUCGAGUACCUGACACCCCCACCUCGCAGCAUGUAGUAGAGUCGCACCUGGAUGAGAAGUUGCUUGCCGAAACCACUCUGGCUUCGAAGAUUCUGUGGCAUUGCGUUGAGGAGAUUAACGCACUCCGGCGGAAGCAUGGGGGCACUGCUCUGUGUGUGUUCAAGAUUGGUCUCACGUCCGAUCCUGUUCGGCGAAGCCAAAGCUAUUUCGAUCUGAACUUCCAGUCCUUUCUAGUGCUGCACAAGGUAUGCCGGCCAGAGCUGCUGGGGAUGCUGGAGAUGCUUGAAGCUGCAUUGAUUGCAGAAUUUCACGAUGGUGAACGCUGCUGCCGAAACAAACAAUGGGGCGGUGAGAGUAUGCGUAAGAAAGACUUCUCGCCUAGGUUCCCGCCGCCCUACUUUGCAUAUUGUGUCCCCGCGAAAGAUCUCGUCGAGGAUGCCCGCACGGCUCUGAAGAGAGAUCCUUGCGAGCUGUUGGCCAAGAUUGCAAAGAUUCAGUUGUCUAACGCUGACGGUCCCCUCUACAACUUGCUGCAGAAACAUGGGCUGGGUUUGCCUUUUAACUUUAGCUGGCAGCAGGCUGGCAGGAUCCUACAGUACCCUUUCAUACAGCCCAAGGCCCUGCUGGAAGCUAUGAGCGAGCAAGGCUACUUUCAUCGAGUAUUGGGGCUGCCUGUUCACUUAGCAUCUGAAUCACUUUCUUUGUUUUGGACGAAGUUUCGAGCACUGCACCCUCAACACGAAGUUUUCCAAAACCCUGGCAAUCUUGAUUAUCAGAAACUCAUCCCGUACUACUUGCAUGGUGAUGGGGGCAGAGGGUACAAGAAGGAUCCCAUCGAGAUCUUAUCUAUGUUUCCUGUCCUUGGUAGUGGGUCGAGGAAGAGGUCUGUUGACUUAAGUUCGAAGCGACCAGCAGAAGCUGAAAUCGAGCUUGGUAUCAACUUGCAAGGGAAUUCCGGGGCCUCGCGGUUCUUGUUUUCUGUUGUCAGCAGCUUGGUGGCGAAGGAUGAUGCACAAAUAUUCGAUGAUCUCAUGGAAAUUUGGGGUCGAGAAUUGCGGUCGCUCUUUGAGCAUGGUUUUCAUGCCCAAGGGAGCACCUGGCGCAUCCUGAUUCUGGGUUUCACUGCGGACUCUCCUUUCGUGAAGAAGGUCGCAAAGAGUGUCAGAUCGUUUCAUAAUGUUCGUAAGGGCUUCGCUUCAAAGAGCGUUCAGACAGGGUGUUGCUGGCUUUGUAAUGCUGGUUACGAAUCGCCGGAGGACCGUAUUCAUAUUCCCUUCGAGCAUCUGGGCUUCACGGGGCCUGCUUGGGUUCAGACGGGCGGACUCAACAACCCGCUGCCGUGGACGGGCAGCGGAGGUGCACUGCUGCAACACAUGUUGGUGGAUGCGGGCGACACACCCGCAUCAUUUUUCCGAGCAGAUUUUUUUCAUGUUUGGCAUGCUGGUGUAGGCCAGGAUUUCACUGCGAGUGCAUUGGUGUACUCCAUCAAGGUCCUGUUUGGGUUGGGGGGUGUGGAUCGCGACCUCAAUGCCUUGAAUGCCGUCCUGAAAACAUGGCUGCACACCUCAAAGAGCAAGCUCCAUUGUGGUCGCUUUACCAAAGAUUUAUUGGGAUAUAACGGCACAAGGGAGUACCCUGAGGGAAAGUGGUCGAAAAACAUGGAUACAGCGGUGAUCACGAAGUUCCUCCUUCACCUAUUGGAACUCCCGAGUUCUCAAGCAGCGGUUCGGCGCGACGACAUCUUGCAGGAGAUUUUGGCAGCUGCAAAAGCAAUGGGCCGGGUGAUCUCAACAUGCCUGCGAGCAGAGUACUUCAUGUCCUCUGAACACUCGGAAGCUGUCUUCCAAAGUGGCCACGCUUUUCUCAUGCGGUAUUCGGCACUCGUGCAGAAGUGCUACGAUCGAUCAUUGUGCCUGUUCAAGCUACGCCCGAAAAUCCACUACCUGAAUCACGUUUUUUUGCGUGUCUAUCAGGAAUGGUUGCGUGACGGCUUUGCUGUCAACCCGCUGGCUGAGGCCACAUUUAUGUCUGAGGACUUUGUUGGGAAAACGGCUCGCGUCAGUCGACGCGUGAGCCCACGAGCCGUGGCAUUGAAGACAUUACAGCGAUACAUUUUCUUCCUGAAAACGUCUCUUGAUAAAGAUGCUUUUCAGAUGAUGGAUCUGAGCAUGUUGGCAUGA
This is a messenger RNA of Symbiodinium necroappetens, 3402 nucleotides long. The record is from the annotation of a GenBank genome assembly. Lineage: Eukaryota; Dinophyceae; Suessiales; Symbiodiniaceae.